CUCUUCAAGCUCUCAUCUGCCACCUCCUCCGACUGUGGAGUGAUGUUAGCGUUCAGUGCUUUUAUUUCCAGCUUCAAAAACAGCCUGGAUGUGUUGUUGAAACGACGACUAUAAAUUCGUGCUGUUCCGUGUUUAAUGUCAAGUACAUCCGGCAUCGUUGGUAAUGUCCAAUAGGCGGCGCUAAUACGCAUGUCUGGGCAGCAGAUAGCUUUGUUGACGGAAGUCCUCCCCGGAAGGACAGAGGGGCAGCGAUGGUGCGCGUGAAGUCGAGGUACUUAUUGUGCGAAGUCAACGUGUCAGACAAGAGCCAGCUGCUGCUGCUGGAUGAUCGAGCUGUUGCAGCCACAGUCAGGGCGGCGGUGGCCCGUACACACGGCGACUAUGGAGCAGCACUGUGCAGCAUCCGAUUUUCUGUGAAAUAUCUGAAUGCUCAUACUGGAAUAGUACUCCUACGUUUUCCCAAAAGGUGUUACAGACUCCUCUGGUCUGCAUUGCCUUUCAUUACCAGCAUUGAAACUCGUAGCCACAAAAUCCCUUGUUUCCUGAACUGUUUGCAUGUGGGAGGAACAAUUAGAACAUGUCAGAAGUUUCUGAUCAAGUACAACACCCAGCAGCUUCAUCGAAUGCUCCCUAAAUGUAAAGAUGAAGAAGAAAAGCAACAUAUUCGCAAAGCAAUUCUAAACUGCUCUCUAGCCGGGGAAACUAAGGAAGCGUUUGAGGAGGAAUCAGAGAGUGAGGAAGAUGAAGUGGAGUGACUACACAACAUGUUGGUAGCUUUGUUCAAGUUCUCCUUGGAUGCGUGGUUGUGGUAAUUUUUGUUACAAAAGAAGACAUAGCGCAAGCUUUGGAAGAAAUGCACACCCAACUCCACGUUGUUUACUGCAGCUGCUCAGUGGAUUUGUUACUAAAAACAACUGAUUGUAUGCCUCUCUGCAACAGAAGGACCCUUAAAUGAGGAUUGCCUCACUUUGUCAUUUAAAAAAUUUGGGUUGACA
This is a messenger RNA of Stegastes partitus (bicolor damselfish), 995 nucleotides long. RefSeq names its product POP5 homolog, ribonuclease P/MRP subunit (gene pop5). Gene Ontology annotation, molecular function: ribonuclease P RNA binding. The record is from RefSeq and is a predicted model, not a curated record. The transcript is spliced from 5 exons. The coding region runs from base 252 to 755 and encodes 167 amino acids. Gene Ontology annotation, biological process: tRNA 5'-leader removal. Gene Ontology annotation, cellular component: ribonuclease P complex. NCBI's taxonomy places the organism in Eukaryota, Metazoa, Chordata, Actinopteri, Pomacentridae.